AUGUCCGCUCAACCCACCAGCACCACGCCUCCUCCGCCGUCGUCGGAGCCCACGGCCACCGCCGAUAUCAAGCCGCCGCCGCCGCCCCUGUUUUCCGCCGCCGAUGCCGACGCGCGGCCGAAGAAGCGGAAGCUGGAGGAGGUGGGUUUCCACCAAUCGCCCUACUACAAGAUCAGAGCAGCCGUCGCCAACCUCCGCGGCCGCUUCCUUCAGGUUUGCCGAGCUACUGAUUUCCGAAAGGAUGAUGCUGCUCUUGAGAUCCUGAAAGUCUGUUACAUUUCUUCUGCCCCUGCUCAUUCACCCUGUGUUGCAGAGAUAAAGGUUGUCAUGGAAUUAUCCAAGAAAAUGCGGCUGGAUAUAUCUGCUGCUGCUGGUGAGCCUAUAAAACCAUUGGACAUACCUGCAGCUAGAGCUGUCCAGAACAAGACUGCAGGAGAAGUGCCAUCUGUAGCGAAGAAUCAAGUUCCUCAGGCUCAGAUAGGCCAGGAUGCAAUGUUUCUGCACAAUACAGGUGGGAAGGUACCACUCAAGCAUGCUAGCUCGCCGGCUGCGACAAUGGGGAUUCAGCGGGAAUCCAAUGCGAGCGAGAUAGCAAACCGUACCAAUCAGUUGGGCGACGGUGUGAAAGGUUCUUAUGUCAUCGGCGGAUCUCCCAUGGGCUGGAAUUUCCGUAUGUGGCCUGGUGGCAAAGCGGUCUACUAUGGCUUGAGCAAAGUAGAGUGGUUGGCACUACAAGCUGCAAAGUGAAACCUCACUCUCACCCAAAAAUCUAACAAGUACUUCGCCAUUAGAUCUUCCCUUCUUCAGAGAUAACCUAGUUGUUUGUUAGUGGCCUGAUGUGGUAUAGUAACUAGAUAGUAGUGCUUGAGACGAGACUCUUGGCGCCAGAACAUGGUGAGACAUAGCAGUCUCACCAGUAAGUAUCAUUUUGGAACUUUUCGUUGAAUCUGCAGGGCAGUCAGUACUUGGUAUAUAUACAAUGGUCUGUUUGCA
This is a messenger RNA of Lolium rigidum, 993 nucleotides long. RefSeq lists its product as uncharacterized. The record is from RefSeq and is a predicted model, not a curated record. Bases 1 to 747 code for a protein of 248 amino acids. The transcript has 4 exons. NCBI's taxonomy places the organism in Eukaryota, Viridiplantae, Streptophyta, Magnoliopsida, Poales, Poaceae.